UACAGAGGGAAGCGGACAGCCGUGUUCAAUGUUUCACCACAGAGCUGAUUUAGCCUUCGCCCCCAAACGAAAUAUCGUGACUUCCACUGAGAGAAAGUCGCUUUUCUGCGUCGGAGAGGAGCGGGAAACGACUAUAUCACCACCAUGAUCAACACGAUGGAGUGUGCAGAGGAUGCACAAAGUCUAAUCUCCAUUUCCUUACGGAAGAUCCACAACUCCAGGACGCAGAGAGGAGGCAUCAAGCUGCACAAAAAUCUCCUGGUGUCCUAUGUGUUGCGGAACGCCAGGCAGGUCUACAUGAACGAGAAGUACGCGGAGAUUUACAGGAUGCAGCAGUACGAAGAGGUGAUGACCGUCUGCAACGAGAUCCAGGAGUUAAACCCACUGGAUUUGGCCGAGGACUGUGAGGAGCAGAGUGGGGACUGCUGCGGCAACGGCGGGGUGAGCGAGCCGGCGAGUCUGUGCUGCGCGCUGCUGCCAGUGAGCCACCUAGCAGCAGUGCAUUCAGCGCAUAUGCAAACCCCCUCCGCCUGCUCCGCGCCUCUCUCUCGCCAAAGCGACGAGGUCUGCAAGGAGACAGAGCCCUCGUUCUACCAGAGCUGUUGUGCCGAGGAUUACCCUGUAUCGAAUUGCGACUUUUCCCCGGUGAACAACAAUUUACACUGCAACAAAACGACGGUGCUCGAUUUGGACACGCACGUAGUGACUACUGUGGAGAAUGGGUACCUUCACCAGGACUGCUGCGCGUCUCUCCAACAGUGCUGCCAGGGCGCACCGUACCCAGCCAAGAAACGCAAGGUUGACUUUGAAUAUUAUAUAUCUGAUAUUGAGGAGGUACCGGAUUUUACGCCUUGUAAAAUAGCGAAAUUCGAGGACUGUUCCUACGCAAAUUCGGAACACUUGGACACUUCGAACAUUUCCAAUCUGAUCUCGAUCUUCGGUUCGGGGUUUUCGGGGCUGGUGAGCAGACAGGCGGACUUUGAGCAAGCCUUAGCCUUGAACGGACAGUUCUGUAGCAAACAAGCCCAAGCGAGUCUCGGGGCAUGGACUAGAGCUAUAGUUGCUUUUUGACUCCAUGGUAAACUAGAAUAAAACACUUUAUGAAAUUGUACAAAGUCUAAAUCAAAUCGGCUUUAUUUUUUUGCAAGAAAGGGUAUUUCGUCCCCUGUAGCUCAGUUGGUAGAGCAUGGCGCUUGCAACGCCAGUGUUGUGGGUUCGUUUCCCACGGGGGGCCAG
Molecule: messenger RNA, 1236 nt
Organism: Coregonus clupeaformis (lake whitefish)
Lineage: Eukaryota; Metazoa; Chordata; Actinopteri; Salmoniformes; Salmonidae
Product: immediate early response gene 5-like protein
Exons: 1
Coding region: 145-1071 (308 amino acids)
Source: RefSeq, a predicted model, not a curated record